This is a messenger RNA of Durotheca rogersii, 1983 nucleotides long. RefSeq lists its product as uncharacterized. The coding region runs from base 614 to 1579 and encodes 321 amino acids. The transcript is spliced from 3 exons. Lineage: Eukaryota; Fungi; Ascomycota; Sordariomycetes; Xylariales; Xylariaceae. The record is from RefSeq and is a predicted model, not a curated record.
GGUAGGUUCGAUUCCUAACAGCGCUACUUGGUAGUCUUCGCUAUUUAGCUCAUCUCCCCCAUCCUAAUCUCACGUCCCAUUACGCCUAGAGGGGGUACCCAGGCACCUACGCCUAGCAGAAGAUAGAGGGCCUUAGGUACCUCCUAAGGCGUGUAGGUAGGUAGGUACCUCGCCUAGGUAGGCGCUUGGGCAGGUAGAGGUAUGUACCCACCUAACCUACCUCUAUGCCCCGUCGACGCCCUCGGAAGCUGACGACGUCCGCGCCAACUACCGCCGCUGUAAGUGUAUAGAACAGGCACAAGCAUGUCCCGUGGUCUACCUACCUGUUCUUCUCGUCGAAAAUAUACGAGUACCUACCUCUACCUACCUGUAAGUGGACUCGACUUCUUGACCGGAUUACGCAAUGUAACAUGAGGAUGGGCGAGAUGAACGGCCUCGAAGUUGGCAACUGCCCAAGAUCAAAGCUUGAUGUGUGCCACCUGCCUGGUAAUAAUGAGCCGUCUCUCCACGACCUAGGAAGCAAACCCGUCAUCCGCUGCGGCAUCCAAAUAUCCAUCGUAAAAAUUACCUACCUCCGGCCCACGUCGGUCACCGUCUUCGGCCAAUUCUCAACAUGCUACGCCUCCCGCCGACCACCCUGUCCUUGACCAUGACCGAGGUCAAGGAAUUCGAACACCAUCUUCGCUUCAAGAGGUAUCUCGACCGGGAGGAGCGUCCGGGCCAACUCCCUCUCCGCGCCGAGCGUGAGCGAUCGGCCGACCGCCCACCUCACGAAUUCGUGCAUCAGCCGACGCACCAGCCGACGCACGACGCCGCGCUCGGAAGCCCCGAUGGCACAGACGAUGAGGAGUGCCCCGAGAUUCCAGUUUGUUUACCCUGUUGGUCGCCUGGGUCCGGCCCCACGGACGUGUCGCCUUCUGUGGGCCGAGACAACCUGGUAUGGUCUCUCCCCCCACCGUUCUCGAGGGAAGCACGAUCCGUAUCAGAUAUACGGUCUCUGCCUUCGGCCCAGGCCAGCACGCAAGCGCCGCCUCGACGCGUCGAUCGCCGUCGGGAGCCGCCAGCAACGCCCUCUAGGCGAUCAUCUCUCAGAGACACGCACGCCAAUAUGGGCCCGGGCCCUUCGGCUCGUAGGGCGGAAGAAGGAUCGGCGGCAGACCCCGCCGAGUCUGUUGUCGGUUCUCCUAUCCACAGCUCUCCGCCGCUGUUAUUGCGCAUGGCCCGGCACGAUUCGAGGUCGCAAGAGGAGACGGAGCCUGCAGGUGGACAGGAAGUAGGCCAACUCACGAUCUAUAAUGACUUUCUUCCCGCGUCGUCGCAGCCGCAGACGCCCCUGCAGCUUCCAGAGGCUCGUCGCCAGAGCCGCCUUCGUGGGUCGUACACUGCUCCGGUCUUGCAUGCGCCCCGGCGACCCGGCCACCAACCGAGCAUUGGUACGAGAAGACAGGAGCGUGCCCGUGGCUCAUCCGGCUUCGAGGCCCCCAGGCUCGGAGGUCGGCACGGCGGCCGGGAGACUGCUGAGAACUCGGCGUCGUCCGGCGAGACGUCGAGGCGCCGGGGGGAGAAUGGGGAGUCCUAAUGGUGGCGGCGGAGAGGCGUGCUUUAUGAUGAUAUACCUUACCUAUAUUCAGCCUAGGCCUCGAGCUGUACCGUGGCUGCGUGGCUGCGCAGAAAAGGUUGCGACGAGGGUGGAGCUGGUGAUGAAGAAGAACGAAGUCUCGGCUCCAGGUGGACUUCGAAAUCGUGUCUAGUAGUGAUGGCCAUCGCACUUGGUACCUACACACGAGUAUCAGGUAGAAGGGAUCAGCAUGAUGAACCGAGUGCAUUUGCUGGCCGCCGGUCUCGUCCUGUCUGUUUUGAUUUUCUGUCUUCCGGUCGGUAGGUAGGCAUGCGUGCGCCCACCUACAUGUUAGCAUCGGGUAAGAUUCGGGAGAGGGACCUAUUACAUAAGAACCACCUUGUUGCAACAAUCGGGUUUCCCAC